Eimeria tenella is the source of this 6705-nucleotide messenger RNA. RefSeq lists its product as uncharacterized. The transcript is spliced from 15 exons. The record is from RefSeq and is a predicted model, not a curated record. The coding region runs from base 1 to 6705 and encodes 2234 amino acids. Lineage: Eukaryota; Apicomplexa; Conoidasida; Eucoccidiorida; Eimeriidae. Gene Ontology annotation, biological process: regulation of transcription by RNA polymerase II.
AUGCCACCUCCAGAGCCCCAACCUGAAGAGCAGCAGCAGCAACAACAAGAGCAGCAGAAGCGGCAGCAGCAACAGGAGCAGCAGCAACAGGAGCAGGAGCAGGAGCAACAGAAGCAGCAGCAGCAGCAGCAGCAGCAACAGCAGAGUUACCCCGAGGCCCCCGCCCGCAGGUGGACAAGCCAUUGGCGCCGGCAAAGCCUGAGGCUCCGGAAGCAGCGGCAAGAACAAAAGCAGCAGGUGCAGCAAGCGAAGCAGCAGCAAGGGCAGCAGCAAGAAUUGCAGCAAGAACAGCAGCAAGAGCAGCAGCAGCAACAGGAGCAGCAGCAAGAGCAGCAACAACAGCAGCAGCGAGAGCAGCAGGAGACAGGCGAACCUGAGCAAGAGCAGCAGCAGCAGCAGCAGCAAAAAGAGCAGCAAAUUCCGGAGCAGCACGCGGAGCCUCAACACCUCAAGAGCUGGUUGGCAUCUGCUGCAGCAAAUGCUGCGGCUGCUGCUGCAGCAUAUGACGUUCCGUCGCAGCAGCAGCUGCAGCAACAGCAACAGGAGCUGCUACUAUUCCAGCAGCAGAUGCCGCAGCAGCUGCAGCAGCAGCUGUUGGUGCAGCAGCAGCAACUCCCCCACUUCACUGGAAAACGCAGCAGCUGCUGCUGCCGAAAGCCGCAGCAGCUUCUACACACUGUGGUUUACACAGCGACAUGCAGCGGCAGCAAAACUGCUGCAGACGCAGCAGGCGGAUGCUGCUGUGAUUGCUGCAGCUACAGCAGUACGGCUGCUGCUGCUGCUGCUUCUGCUGCUCAUGCUGCUGCUGCUGCAGCGAAGGCUACGAAGUGGGUGUGGCUCUUGGGGGCCUCUGCCGCAUCUUUUGCCUUCAGUUUGCUGCUCAAGUGGCUCGACAGCAAUGCACAGAACCCCUCAAAUCCUACGCCAGUAGCAGCAGCAGCACCAGCAGCAGCAGCAGCAGGCAGCAGCGCAGCAGCAGCACCCGGGACAGGGGAGACAUGCAACGUUUGCUGCCGCUGCAUGUGCUGUCCCGUGGCUGCUGCUGCAGCACCUUCUGCUGCAGCUGCUGCUGCGUACCUGAGGUGUACGUACACCCGAGCUGGCUUUGUGCGCAUUGGGCAGCAGCAAGAACUUAAGUGUGUUCGGCUGCAGCAGCACUUUCAUUCGAAGUUCAUCAAAUUGGUGGUCUUUACUGCAGCAGAUUAUAUCAGCUCCCGUGCUGUUGCUCAGGAAGCCGCAGAGCUGGAACGGCUGCUGUACGCGCUGCUGCUGCAGGCGCCGCAGCAGCUUUACUUUGAUAUCCGCACUGCUUACUUAGAGAAGCGGGAGCAGUUUGCGCAGCAGCAGCUGCUGCAGACACUUAAGCCUCAGCAACAGCACCAGCAGCAGCAGCAGCAGUCCCUCACGCUCCUCUCCUGGCUCAUGACGGUUUUCCGCGCGUCCUUCACCCCCCAGUGCAUUGCACUCGAUCACCUCGCAGAGGAGUUGGUUGCGCAUGCGAAGCCGUCGACAGUGGAUGAAAUAAUCUGCGCUGUACGUACACUGCUGCAGCAGUGUUUGGAAGUGCCACAAGGCAGCAAUUUGCUGCCAGCAGUAGCAGCACAGUUUUUGAGAGUUAAUAUUGUGUCUCGUUUCAAGAAUAGGUACGGGACGGACUCUCCAGCUGCUGCUGGCAGCAGCAGCAAGGCCCGCCAGAGCAGCAGCAGCAGCAGCAGCAGCAGCGGGAGGAGCGGGUGCUGCUGCGGGGGCGCGGCGGCGGAGUCGACGCGGCGAACCAUGCGGAGCCUGUGGCCGCUGUUCAAGCAGGACUUUGAGUUUGCUGCUGCUGCGGACGCCAGCAGCAGCAGCAGCAGCAGCGGGGUGAGCCUAUGCGAGGUGAUUGCAAAGCUGAAGAGGUGGAAAGACCUGCUCAGCAGCAAAACGCAAUGUGGGGAGCAGCAGCAACCUCCCUUCGAAGAUGUUGGAGCUUCUCUUUGUGAUGUGUUUACCCGCGUGAGUGUGGAAAUAGAAGUGCCGGGGCUGCGUUUGCUGCAGCUGGGGGACGGGUUUCUGCAGCAGCAGCAGCAGCAGCAGCAGCAGCAGCGCGGCGCGGUGUACAUACAGCAGUUCGGCUCCGCGUACACCACUGUCACCCGUUCCCACUACACUCUCAAAAGAAUCCAAAUCGUUGGCAGCAACGGCAGCAGCUAUUUCUUUUUGGUGCAGCCUUACAGCACCGCUCACCAGCGCACGGAGCAGCGGCUGCUGUGUCUGCUGCUGCAGCUGAACUUGCUGCUGCAGCGCCACAACCCCUCCCGCCGCCGCGGCCUGGCCUUCCCCCUUGCUGCUCAGGUGUCUAUACACCCCAGGUGCAGGCUCCUCGAGGACGCCCCCUCUUAUGUCUCGCUGCAGCAAAUCAUCAACGAGCGAUCCCGCGCCGAUCCCGAUCCCAGCAAGUCCGACCCCGACGUUCCCGUGCUGCUGCACCGCUCCCUCAUCCUGCAGCAGCUCAGCAGCACCAUGCUGCAGCAGGCCCUCGCGCUGCUGCAGCAACACAGAAACACGCCCCAUGAAACGCCCCCGCACGCCCACGCAGACGCCUCCCACCAGCAGCAGCAGCAGCAGCAGCAGCAGCAGCAGCAGCAGCAAGGCGCGCCCGCCGGAACGAACCCCAGCGGCAGCAGCAGCAGCGCCGGACUCCGCCAGCUGCCGCAGCAGCUGCUGCAGCUCCUCUGCUCCCCCGGAUUCUGCAAGGACGAAGCGCAGCAGCAAAUGCUUAACCGCAUUCUUGAGCUGCAGCCUCUCGAGCCUCCUGCUGCCCCUGCUGCUGCUGCUGCUCCAGACGGUUCCGCUGCUGCUGAUCCUGCGGCGUCGGCCCCCCGGGCAGACCCCUCUGCUGCCGGUGCUGCAAACAGUGCAGCAGGAGCAGCAGCACCUGCGGGAGCAGUUCCAAGCAGCCCGUCUGAGCCCGCCUCCAGCAGCAGCAGCAGCAGCAGCAGCGACGCAGUGGCGGGUUCCCCAGCAGCAGCGGCGGCGCCCCUGCUGCCCGCGCCUCCUCGCCAGCCCCCGCAGCAGCAGCAGCAGCAGCAGCAGGAGGCGGAGCAGCGGUGGCUGCUGGAGUUUCAGCGGAGCUGCCAGCUGCAGGCGGCGCAGGAGGUGUACGGACAGCUGUGUGGGGUGGUGUCGGAGAGCGUGCUUCGGGUGUACGUACACCGGAGCGUGUGGGGCGCGGAGGAACUGUUUGUGUUCAAAAGACAGUUCACGCAGAGCCACGCAGUUUACUGCAUUUUGAAUUAUUUGUUUUGCAUGCCAGACAUAAGUCCCAACAAAGUGCUGCUGGACCUGCAGACUGGCCAGGCCCUGCAGGCCGAACUCAAGGCCUGCUACUGUGCUGCUUCUUUGCUGCUGGCUUUCGGGGAUCGGAUCCCAUUUCGGCUAACUCGAAACAUCGAAUUAUUAAUUGACGUUUUCGGCAGGGCGGGGCUGCUCCCCGGGUGUAUGUACACCCUGGUUUGCUGCCUCCAGAGCUACAGCAGCCACUUCUCCAACGCUGCUGCGCUGCUCAUCCGCGACGAUGUCGCCUUCUUCUACAGGCAGAAGCAGCAGCAGCAGCAGCAGCUCCUCCUCCAGCAGCAGCAGCAGCAGCAGCAGCAGCAGCAGCAGGGGCAGGGGCACCCGGAGGGCACGCAGCAACAGCAGCAGCCUGCCGCAGGCUUCCAGUCCGCCAGCGCCGCUGCUGCUGCUGCUGCUGCUGGCUCCAGCAGCAGCAGCAGCAACGCGGAGGAAACCGCCACAGUGCGCCGUGUUGUCGAUAUCAACAUCAGCCGCAUUUCAGAAGCCCUUAAGAGACUUCAGGGGACUCCUAAACCUCCCGCAGAACCAAAGGCGGACCAACUCCCCAUAGACUCCCAAGUCACAAUGCUGCUUCGCAUUGCCACCCGCAAGGACUUCCUCGCCACUGCCAAACCCACCUGGCAAGCCUGGGUUUGUCUGGACUUGCUGCUGCGCUUCGUCGGCCUGGAGCUACCGCCAGCCUUUCUGGCGGACCCGGCGACGGCCGAAGCCAGCAAAGAUUUGUUUCAGGCACAGAGCCGCAUUUUGUUGUUUAUUUGCUACCUGCUGAAGAACAGCGCCUCUGCCGACAGCAGCAGCAGCAGCAGCAGCAGCAGCAGCGGGACGCUGGAAGCAUUUACUGCAAAAGCCCUGCAGCAGCUGCCGCAGGUGAUGGUUCGUUUGCUGCAGGCUCUCAAACCGCCGCUUUUUUUAAAGCGAAAAACAGUGCACGAGGCAGCAAAACUACUUGCUGCUUCUCCUUUUGUGGGUUCGCUAACUCCCGUGGUGGAACGGCUGAUGUCUCUUGAGCUUUCAGUCUUCACAGAAAGAAUUGACUCCUGUCUCCUCAGGGUUUACACGAUAUGUCACCUGCAUGACUUUUUGUUGAUUUUCCCUUCCCCCAUUUGCGUCUCUUUAUCUUUGCUGCUACGCGUGGCGCGCUGGAGCGGUUUGCUGCUGCUGCAGUCUCGGCCGCAUUUAUCUGCAGCAGCAGCAGCAGCAGCGACAGCAGCAGCAGCAGCAGCUUUGGAGUCGUUUGAGGGCGGGAGCGGCGGCUCUUUCGACGCCGCAGCAGCUGCAGCAGCAGCAGCAGCAACUGCAGCAGCAACAGCAGCAGAUGUCGAAAAGAGCGGGGGCCUCGGAGGAGCAGCAGCAACAGGGGGAGGCCUCUUAGCUGUUUUGAGUAUAAGACAUUUAGUGGCAAAGUUGCUGAAUUUCGUUUGUGACCUUGCUGUUAAUAAGUACACAGAUGCUGCUGCUGCUGCUGCUGCAGCAGAGGAUGCUGCAGCAGAGCCAGCAGCACGCGCAGAAAGCGACCUCUCAGCAUCUGCAGAUGCAGCAGCAGCAGGGGCAGCAGCAGGAGCAGCAGGAACAGACGCUGCAGCCGGUGAUGCAGCAGCAGCAGCAGCAUCAGCGCAGGGAAGAGCCCCAGGGGAGAUGGACUCGGGCAUGGCAGUGGGUGAUGCAGCUGUUGGUGCAGCAGCAAAUGGCAGCAGCAGCAGCAGGCGCAGCAGCAGCAGCAGCAAGGAGGCCGUUCAGCGCAUGCAGCAGGAAACAAUGGACUUGCUGCUGCUGGCGCUGCGCAUUUUGUGUUCUUCUCUUAUUGAGCUGCAGGAAGAGAUUCCACACAUGCACGCAGCUGCAUGCAGCGAAGGGCUCGAGGAGUCUGACAGCAGCAGCAGCACCAGCAGCAGCAUGAGCAGCAGCAGCAGCAGCAGCAGCAGCAGCAAAGCUGUGCAUUUUUACCCGCCAGCGGUGCCUUUGCCUGGUGCAGUGGGUUCUUCAGGGGGCGCAGCAGGCGCAGCAGCAGCAGCAGCAGCUGCUGCUGCUGCUAAGCCGCUGUCGCCGCAGCAGCAGCAAGUGUAUCAGUCAUUUCUAAGAGAGACAAAAAGCUUUUUGCGCAGCACUUGCAUCGCGCUGCGGUGUUUGGUUUAUCAAAUAGUGGUGCUGCCGCUGCAGCAGCAACAGCGGCGCCAGCAGCAGCAGCAGCAGCAGGGCAGGGCCUCGUCCGUAGCAGCCUCAGCAGCCUCAGCGGGCAGCAGUAACAACAACAACAGCAGCAGCAGCAGCAGCAGAAGAGCUUCUUUUGAUGUGCGGCUGCUGCCCCAGGGACAAAUGCUGCCUCCUGGCUACAGGGCGCUGCUGACUGAGGCUUUUUAUGCAACUGUGGGAAGCGCCUUAACCUACGCCAAAUGUUUUGCCUACGCGGCCACCACAAGGCUUCAGCACCAUGUAGAAGAGGGCGGCAUCGGCUGCACCUUGAUUGCGCUGCCUCCGACUUACCCGCUGACAGGGGCACUCUUCAAGGGCAUUCCGGAGGCGGUGGAGGUGUUGGGGCUGAACGUGGCGCAGGUGGAGGAAAAGGAACUUCUGGAGUUGGCCUCUUCAGCUUUGGCUUUUUUGCAUCCUGCAGACACAGCAGGUUUUGCUGCUGAGAAUGCUGCUGCGCUGCAGCAGCUAGUUGUCACUUACCCCCAGUGCGUCGCGCUGCUGCAGUUCUUUCUCGGACACCAACACACCAGCAAGACCUUCGCGUGGGCCUUUCUGGAAUACUUAACCCCUCGGCUUUCUUUGCUGCGGGAGCGGCGUGCUGCGCUGCUGCCGCCGAUGCUGCCGCAGCGCAACAAGUUCAUUCCUUGCAUGCGCAGCAUCAGCAGCAGCAGCAGCAGCAGCAUCAGCAGCAGCAGCAGCAGCAGCAGCGGCAACAGCCAGAGCGACGAAGUCCUCCUCGAGGUGUACAGACAGUUCGAUGGAUCUUCUCAACUUUCUUCUCAAGCUCAAACUAGCGACCUGCUGAUGCUGCCUUUAGAAAUGCAGGUCCCCAUAGCAGGCCAAGGGGUUUUGUGCUUAAUGCCAUUUCCCCACAUAUCAGCGCAGCUUGUGGGGCCCUCGCAGGCCCCCGAUGCUGCUGCUACUUGUUCGCGGCACGCGUGGCAGCGACUUUGCGCAGCACGUUCUGCUGCAGCUGCUGCUGCUGCAGCUGCAGUGGGCGGCGCGGCCUGCGCCUGCAGCAGCACCAGCAGCAGCACCUGCUGCUGCAGCAACACAGGGGGGAGGCCUCAAAGACAACUCGGGCUUUCGAAGCAGCUUCUUUUUGCGGUGGACAUUUUCGACAAGCCAGAUGCAGUGGCAGCAGAAGAAGCCUACAAGGCCAGCACAAACCCUGAACCCUAA